This is a messenger RNA of Phascolarctos cinereus (koala), 1695 nucleotides long. Its product is annotated as MHC class I-like protein MILL2. Gene Ontology annotation, biological process: antigen processing and presentation of endogenous peptide antigen via MHC class Ib; positive regulation of T cell mediated cytotoxicity; immune response. The record is from RefSeq and is a predicted model, not a curated record. Gene Ontology annotation, cellular component: external side of plasma membrane. Lineage: Eukaryota; Metazoa; Chordata; Mammalia; Diprotodontia; Phascolarctidae.
UAGUGAGCUUUAGGCAUAGCUCCGUUGCCAGCUGAAAAAUAGUCCAUUUCCAAUAGCUCUGUGUGUGUGUGUGUGUGGUUCGUUUGUUGUAAGAGAAAAAGCAGCGAGUUUAAGAGCACGAGGAGACCAAUGGCCCCCACCCGCAGUGCCCCUUUCUGGUUCCUGACCACGCCGGGAAUAGCUCUAGCGAUCUUGAAUGUUCUGGCUGUUUCAUCAGGGUCCCAAAAGCUUUGGUACAAUUUAACUGCAAACUUCUACCCUGAACAGAAACAGUUCUCAUAUAUGAUCCAUGGCUACUUAAAUAACAGGAAAAUCCUGUCCUGUGAAGUCAAGUGUCAAAAUGUAGAUUGGAAGUUGUUGGAAAAAGUAGAUAUUGAAUAUCUCAUGAAACAGGAGAAGGAGCUGGCAGAAAUCCUUUGGAUCAUUUAUCAAAAAACUGAAAAAAAAGAAAGAUUUUAUACUCUCCAGGUCAUUCUGGGCUGUGAGCUCCAAAUGGACGGCUAUACCAAAGGCUUCUGGAACUACAGAUAUAAUGGACAAGACUUCCUCAGUUUAUCCCUGGAGAACCUGACCUGGACAGUAGCCACUCCGGAGGCCCAGGAAGUCAAGAAAACUUUAGAAAAAAAUAAGUCUCAACUGACCAUCUGGGCCUAUAUUCUGGGGCACUGUGCUGCUGAUCUCAGGAAUUACCAGAGGCAGAAUCCGGAGAAGACAGCUUUCUUUAUUUCAGAGACAGCAACACCUAUCUUAUAUCCACGUGGUUCUACGACAUCUGGGAACAUGCCCACUGGCACUAACGAUAGAGCUUUCACUGGAAUUUUUACUAUCAUCUCCAUCAUAAUUCUUGUGGUUGUCAGAAUGUGAAAUCCUCUUAAGAAGGAUUCAGACAAUUAUGUUUUUUCAGGUGAUGAGAAGCUUUUGAAGGUCUUUGAGCAAUGGAACAAGGAGCCACUCUGCAUCAAGAAGGAACAUAACUGAAUAGAAAUAUAUGGAGUCUUCUUCCAUUAGAUCAACCCUUCUCCAGAAAACUCUUCUCCAAGGAGCCAUUUAAACAACAAUCCUGUCACAACAACAUUCCUGUUGAAAUGGGGAAUUGAGCCACUCUCCAAAAGUCUUAAAUGGUGGAUAGAGCCCUGGCCCUGAAGUUAGGAGAAGCUGAGUUCAAAUCCAGCCUCAGACCACUUGACACUUACUAGCUGUGUGACCCUGGGCAAGUCACUUAACCCCAAUUGCCUAAAAAUUAAAAAAAAAGUCUUAAAUGACAACCAGCACUCUUCUAAUUCCCUAUCAGUACUGUACUAUGAGGGGCAGCGAGGUGUGACAGUGGAUGGAAAACUGGGUCUGGAGUUAGGCAGGAAUUGAGUUCAAAUGAAGGUUGAGACGGUCAGGAAGAGUCGUACAUGACUGAACAGCAACUGUGCUGUAAAUCUACCUGCCAACUUGUCUUCCCCUCUUGUGUCUCUGCUCUUCUUUUCUUUGUAUUCUGCCUAUAGUAAACACCUAUUGCUUUUUAAUUUUUUCAACUUUCCUUAUUGUUCCUAGGUUCAAGUUGGUUUGAAUGUAAGCAAAGGCUAGGGAAGCAGAAAAAAACAAGGUAGGGAUGAAAGUGACACAGCUUGAAUUCAAUUAAAUAAUUCAACUUUUUUUUUAAAGAGACUGCUGUCUGGGGCAGCUAGGUGGCGCAGUGGAUAGAGC